Molecule: messenger RNA, 5933 nt
Organism: Hydractinia symbiolongicarpus
Lineage: Eukaryota; Metazoa; Cnidaria; Hydrozoa; Anthoathecata; Hydractiniidae
Product: tigger transposable element-derived protein 4-like
Exons: 2
Coding region: 2145-3275 (376 amino acids)
Cellular component (GO): nucleus
Molecular function (GO): DNA binding
Source: RefSeq, a predicted model, not a curated record
CGUCUGAAAAUUUCCGUUUCUAAUAUACUUGAUUCGCUGACUUAACACGUUGCUCAGGAAACCACUUGUGCAUGUUAUGCUAUUUUAAUGAGGUAACUUAAAGAAAUAAAAACGUUCAUUAAAUGGAUUACGAAACCAACCUAGUUCCCAGGACAAUUUUUUUUUGUUUUUUUUGACAUUCGAGACGUGUUAUGUAGUAAAAAGUACAACGUCGGUUAUUUUACUUUUUACAUUAACUAGUAUAUACAAUAUACAAGUAAGAUAUGCCUAAUAGCUUUAGCUAGCUCUCUUAAAGACAACACAAAGUAAAUUAUAUAGCUAGCUAUGGAAAAACCACUUUUCAUAAGUUUUAUUUAUAUUAACAAAAUCUAAACAGGAAAAGAUCAAUUUAUUUGAUUUAUUGAUUCAAACUUUUUUCUUUUAAGUUAAACGAUACUGGCCAAAUUUAAUUACUUUGGUUCUAGAGCAAAAUUUUCACAUUCUGUUUAAAGAUUCUAACAGAUAAAAGUUUUUUACCCACUUUUUAGGUUUUUGCACACUUCGGAUGGAAAAAAAUGUAAGAAAUUGCCCGAAAACUUGAUUUUUGGGCAAACACGAAAAAUCGAGAAAUCAAAUUAACCACGUGUUCAAAAUAUACAGAAAUAUUUUGAUAAAUAAAGUUAUAUUGUAAGUUUCAUGUUCCAAGAACAAUGCGAAACUCCUUCAGUAAAAGCCGUAUUCCGUCUGUCUGUUUCUGUGUUUGUUUGUCUGUCUGUUACGGAAACACGAAAUUUGAUAUCUAAAAGACGAGCGACCCCGUGUAUUUUUUCACGGGUUAACGGCUAGUGUCUUUAAUAAUACCAGUAUUCCGUCUGUUUGUUUGUGCGUCUGUUUCUCUUUUUGUUACGGAACACGAAAUGCAAUAUAUAAAGGACGGCGAUCCCGUGGAUUUUUCCACGGGUUAACGAAUAGUUUUUAUACUUUCCCAACUUUAGGGAUUUCAUAGAGACUUUAAGGAGUAGUUUCGCGCAAUAGGCAAGAAUUGGUGCAAAUGAUCAGUAAGGUUUUCCCACCCUUGUCCCAAGGAAUUUGUUGCCUUUUUGAUAUUAGAGAAGAUGAUGAAAUAUUACGUACCAAGCACAUUAAAAACUUGUUAGCUAGCUUCAUGCACUUUUUUAAAAGAUAGGAUUGUUGUUGUUUUUGUUUCAACAAUAUAACUUUUUCUAUAUUUUUUUUGUGGAAAAGCAUGACGUUACGCUAAAAUUUACUAAACUUAAAAAAGUUGCCAAAUGGGGGUUUAUUUCUUUCCGGGGUGAGGGGAGUUCUAUCAGCCGUACGGGGUUGUCAUGGGUAAAAUAAUGUAAUUUUACCCCCGGUUUACCAUGUGUGCGCCGUAUCUCACAGAAACAAGAUCUUAAACAACUUAAAAAGGAAAACCAUAGUGAAGAUGGUUCUCUCUUUUUCAAAUUAAUCCUGCAAGAAGUUAUUUUAAACAAAGCAUGCCAAUGUUUACUCAUCAUGAGGUUGGCAAAGGUCGUAUUCAAAUAUGAAUGUUAAGCCCGGGGCAAAUCGAUCAACAUUCUCGGUCAACAUUUUGAGCAACUACAUUCUUCUGAAACAUGGCUAUUCAUUCUCUUUUUUCAAAAUAGCGGAAAAGAAAGCUGCAACAUGUUUAAUGCUGUCAUUGGUAACAGAUGACGAUGAAAAAAGAAAGCAAGGCCCUAACAGAAAAUGGAUUCAAAGAAGGGAAGAGGAAGAAGGUCAAUGAGUUCCUCCACUAAUUCAUUGUUCCAUUUAAAUUUUUGUUUACCAGCAGUGGUAGUUGCAGGAUCAGCUGAAGCAGUGACUUCCGCCAUUUUCAAAUUGAAUAUACAGUAGAGUCUCCAUAACUCGAACCUCUAUAACUCGAACCUCUCCUUAACUCGAACAAAUUCGUUGGCACCGUGAAAAUUUCCUAAUAAACUCUUAUAAAAAAACCUCUACAACUCGAACCUCCAUAACUCGAAUCUUCCCCUAACUCGAACAAAUUUUUUUGUCCCUUGGAGACUUUUCUCUCCAUAACUCGAAUUUUCUGACAUCAUAAUCAAAAUUCGAACAGUUUUCCUGAUAAAUUGGGUCUAAAAAUCUUGUUAAUACGUGUUUUGCAGGCCUUAUUAUUAAUUCGAAUGAUUAAUGAUGCGUCAUCCAAACCUUUCGAACGUCUUUUUCGAACGUUUUCGAGAAAAUCUAAAGAAUUUCAAAAGAAAGACACUCUCAUAACAAUGUCGUCUGUGGCAGGAUCAAAGCGUCGAAUUGACAAUAAGUCGUGCAAAAUCAAGUACAAAGCUCUUAAAGCGUUGGAAAAGGGUACUGCGCCAAAGGAUGUGGCAAAAGAGUUCAAAAUUCCUCCAAGCACCCUGUCAACUUGGAAAAAAAAUAAAGAAAAGAUUUACAAGCAGUUUAACAACGGGCAAACAUCGAAGAGAUCAAAGCCAGAAAAAUUUGAAGAUGUGAACAAAGCUGUUCAUAAAUGGUUACUUAUGAUGAGGAGUGAGAAUAUCCCAAUCAGUGGCUCGAUGCUGAAAGAGAAAGCUCUUGAGUUUGCCGAAGCGUUGGGUGUCGAGUCAUUUCAAGCUUCUCAGGGGUGGAUGGCUAAAUGGAAAACCAGGUAUGGAGUAUCCUUCAAAACCAUCGCUGGAGAAUCACGGUCCGUCACUGAGGAAAUGACAGCGCCAUGGUCGGAGACAACAUUACCAACCAUUCUCUCCCGCUAUCCUCUGGAAGACAUUUUUAACGCCGACGAAUUUGGGCUUUUCUUUCAAUGCCUUCCCAAUAAAACUUUGCAUAUGAAAGGUGAUAAGUGUUCUGAAGGAAAACACAGCAAAGUUAGACUUACUGGUUUAGCUGCUGGUAAUGCCUUGGGGGAACGAUUGCCAAUGUUUGUAAUCGGCAAGUCCGCCAACCCUCGUUGCUUUAAAGGUGUCAAAACACUACCCUGUCGAUACCGUUCGCAAAAGAAGAGUUGGAUGUCUGGAGAGCUGUUCGAAGAGUGGGUACGCGAGCUUGAUCGAAAAUUCUCUGUCUCUAAGCGAAAAAUUGCUUUGAUUAUUGACAAUUGUACCGCACAUCCUCAUGUUGAAAACCUGGAAUGGGUAGAAUUGAUCUUUCUUCCUCCAAAUACCACGUCCCGAACCCAACCUAUGGACCAAGGAAUUAUCCGCGCCCUGAAAGCAAAAUAUCGAUCGCUAGCAGUGCGGAAAUUGAUAAAAGCCUUGGACGAGGAAAAAUCGACUCCGAAGUUCUCGAUGACAUCAUAGCUGAGAUCACUGGGACUCAAGACGAAGAAUUAGAAGAGGUCGACGAAGAAGACAAGGAGGAAGAAGAUAAGAUCACAAGACCGACGGCCGAGCAAGUGCGUACAGCUAUCAACGUCCUCGAAGACUUGAGUAUUUUUUCACAUUUUGGAGAAGAAAUGAUAGCUUCCCUAAGGGACUUGAAUCGUAAUAUCGCCAAAGAUUUUGUAAUGAGUUGUAAGCAAACAGUUAUCACCGACUUCUUUUCUAAAUAAACAUUAAAAAAUUCAUUAUUUCAUGUAUUGUUUUGACUUUCAUUAACCUAAUAGCCCCCUUAAAGUUAGACUUAAGAUUAAAUAUAACGUUUUUAUCCAGCUGGUUCACGUAAAGGGAGGAUAUUGCGCUAAAAGUUGAAAACCUCUACAACUCGAAUGUCUCCAUAACUCGAACGAUUUCCUUUUCCCCGUGGCUGUUCGAGUUAUGGAGACUCUACUGUAUCUCUAUGUUUUGAUUUUAUUUUCAUGCAAUUCGUGUAUACACUCGUAUAAAAACAUUCGAAUUCGUGCUAGAACAUUCGAAUUUGUAAUUAAAUGAUUCAAAAAUACUGAAAAAUGUUGCCAGAAAUGUUGAUUGCUAUAGCAAUUCGUAGCAACAUACAAAACUCAUCAACAAUGUUGAUCAACAUUCAUAAAAAAGUUAAUAAAUUUUGAUCAACAGUUUUUUUUCUUCAUCAAUAUGUUGAUACUCAUAGCAAAUCGACUCAAUAUGUUCAUCAACAAAUGUUGACGGGUAAUGUUGCUCAAAAAGUUGCCUCGAUUUGCCCCGCCCUUAAUUGGAAUCUAAAAUGUAAAAAAAACUGUUGUUGUCGAGCGAGUAUAUAAAGUUAAUGUUGUUGUCAACAAUAUUUUUUAAAAAGAAGAAAAACGUACGAUGGUUCGAACUAGAAUAAAGAAAGCUUAGUAUAAAAAUAAAGCAUGCUUUGACUAAAACAAGUUGCCGUUAACAUCAAAGGGAGAGUUGCAAACAAAAUUUAAAACACACGUUCAUGUUGUUGUUUUUCUCCCAUACGAAUGAACUCAUUCUCAUCCCCAGAGCUCUUUGAGAUUAAAACCUGGAAGGUAGCUCUGACCUGUCUGGUUGCGUGAUGAAAACAUGCCACUAUAUGUGGCAUAUUUUUGUGACAGUUUGUUUUUUAGCCGUUUUAAAUUUGACUUAUCGCUUGUCGGGACCUAAUUGGGUACGUGAUUAGGCACAACUUGAGAAGCGGAUCUGACAGUACAGUGGGAAGAGCCUGAAAAGAAAUUCUAUUGCAAGUCCAAAACACUUAUUUAAAUUUUUAAAAAACUCUUUAAUGUUUAAUCUACAUGUAAAACUGAAACUUAGUUAAGUCUCUGUUUUGUAGCUUAGCUGGUAGUUUUAGCUAUAGCUAUAUAGCUAGCAAUAAGUGAGAAUCGCACUGCACAUACAAAUUUAGCACACUGGUUAGCUAACUAUUUAUCCAGUAUAUUGCCGUUUAACCAGAUUGGCUUCUACUACUGCAAGACUCAAAGAAAGGUGCCAUCUAUCUAUCUCUAGCUAUAUAGAAAUAGCUAGUUUUUUUUCUGUGAAAACUGUUUUGUUACACCAGCCUAGAGCUUUAUUAUAUAAGAUGGAUUGACCCAUUUGUAAUUAAGUUAACCAGCUGGCAUAAAAUAGACCACUACUAAUUUUUUUUUUGACAUUAUAUAAAGCAGGCCAACUCUCCUAAAGCCAGUUGGCUCCAACUCAGGAUGAGUUCAAUCGGUUAGUUGACUGGAUUCAUAUAAUAUCACUUAGCAAGCCAGUGUCAGGUUGAAAAAGCAAAAACAUGCAUAUUGCAAGCUAAAACAAAAAGAAACAACCAUGUUAUGUUUUACAUUUCUUAUCAGUUUUAUUUUGCCAAAAAGUAAGAGUAUUUUCUGUAUUAAGGGAUUUUAAUUAAAUCAAAGACAAAAACCUUAGAUUUGAAUUAGGAAACCAUUGGUAGCUGAAUCAAACACUCAUUGACAAUUCUAUGUGUAUUUUGCUGGUUUGUUUACACCUAUAUUUUUAAAAACAGAACACUAUAUAUAGAUCAUUUCCUGGGUUGACUUUUCGAAUAAAAAAUGAUUUUUGAACCAGGUUGAUCUGCCAACUGAGCAAUAUGAACUGCAUCGUAUAAUCAGAUUUGUGAUACACAAUGGACUUGUUAGCACAGAAAAGAUAUAUUUAAUAAUCGAUGGGCAAAAUUUUUUCUUAUUUCUUGGAAUCAAACGCAAUUUUUGUGUUGCACACUUUUGUAAUUAAUAUGCCAUAAAAAUGAUAAAGUUUGCAAUCAAAAGGCAUUUUGAUAAAAAUUUACUGUUUGAAUAAUGAUGAUAGAAAAAUGUUUUAUUUUAUUUAUAUAAUUUUUCAGUAAUAGAAUGUUUAUAUCACACAAAAAUUUUUAUCUUGUUUUGUAGAAUUUAUUUCCGCAAAUUUUCUUCUCGCUCCUGCCAUUUUUUACCUCUCUAGCUAAUAUUUUCAGCAUAUGCAAUCCUAUAUUUAGAUUAUACGAUAUAAUAGCUUAAGAUUUGUAUUUUAUUUUUACGGAAAACUGUAAAUUCUUCAACGGCAAAAAAAAAAGAAAAAAAAAAGAUCAAAACAAAAAAAAAAACAUUAUCCGAAAAUGUGUUUUUAUUUACG